AUGUUUUUCAAGCCCUUGGAUCUGACCACUGCGCUCCGGCCUUCUCUGUUGCCUGAUGAGACUCUCCUCUUCGUCCAGGAUGCCGUGGGGUUGUACGAAGGGAAGUAUAAGAUCCCAAAUUACCAAGAUGGCCAUGCCUACUUGACGUCCCACCGAGUCUGCUAUGUCGCGGUGGACGAACCCCGCAAGCACUCGGUUGCCAUCGACUUGAAGGACAUUGAUAGAGUGGAGUACCAAGCUGGUUUCUUGAAAUCCUCCCCCAAGCUCACCAUAUACCCCAAACCUCCCAAAAACAACCUCAAGUCCAGAAGUACGGGUGGUAGUCCAGCGCGGUCCCAGGCACCAGGUCUUUCGGCGACAAGAUCACAGUCUCCGCUCCCUCAGACUUCCGUCCCGCAGUUCAAGCAAUCUCAGCUUGUAAAUGCCACCUGGAUAUGUCCCAUCUGCUCUUUCUCGAAUCCUGUACCCUCCAACUUCGAUCCCUCUACGGCCACUGCGUCAACAAAUCUCCCACCUUGUCUAGCAUGCGGUAUAAAGCCUCCGUUCACCACUGUUCUCAAGGCUGCUAUAUCCGCCGCAGCCAGUCGCGAGGGCACUUCUACAAACACUAUCCCUCUGCCUGAGGCUGAAGCUCUUCCGCAAAACAAUGGCACACCCACUUCGACUCCUUCGCAACGCAACGCUUCUAUUUCAUGUCCCCGAUGUACCUUUGUCAACCACCCUUCCCUUCUCGAAUGCGAGAUGUGCGGAGCAUCUCUAACAAGCGUAAACCCCCUUGGAACUCCCAAUCAAGAUCGCUCCGAAUCUCCGGCUCCUAUAUUCCAGCAGGAUACAAUCAAAAACACGGAGAUCAAAGACAGUAUAAAACUAUCCUUUCGUGGUGGCGGGGAGAAAACUUUCCAUGAACGGUUGAAAGGUGCGUUGAUCCAAAGGAAGUGGCUCCUUUAUGACGCCCCACCCGUACCGCAACAGCCUUCACACUCCUCCUCAUCUACUGGCUUGUCCGGUGCUGCUCCCGUCAAUGGCAGUGCCUCCCAGACGACUCGGCCUACCGCUGUUGGAAUUGCCGGGCUUGAGCAACGAGGACUCGAGGCACGCAAGAAUGCCGAAUUCGUGAUUGGAAAUGCGUUCGAGGACCUCGAGGCCCUCAUGGCGUCGGCCAAGCAGAUCGUCGCACUUGCAGAGACUCUCGCAAGGGAGUCGGGGAUGGCUAGCGAUGAUCGCUCCACAGAGGCGAGUGCGGUCCUCUCGCAGUCUGCAGAAGCCCUUGGAAUGGUCACGACGAAAGACAUGCUUGGAUCUGGUGCCGAAAAUUUAUACCUAUCUGAGCUCUCGAGAAACCUCGCUGAGUAUCUAACCGAUGACAGGAAGGGAAUUCUGCAAAAGGAGGGUGGCAUCAUGAGCCUGAUCGAUCUCUGGGCCAUUUUCAACCGAUCCCGGAAUGGAGUGGAGCUUGUGAGUCCUUCCGAUUUCCAGCGCGCAGCAGAAUUGUGGGAAAAAUUGAAGCUACCCGUCCGUCUACGGCGGUUCAAGAGUGGGCUUCUAGUCGUUCAGAGAUACGAUUGGAACGACGAGAAGACCAUCCGAGAAAUCCAGAAGUGGAUGGAGGAGCUGCGACAGGUUCCUCCUGCAGAGCCCGUGCCAUGGGACUGGCGUCUGUAUGGCCGCGCGAUCAGUGCACAGGAAGCGGCGCAGCGAUUCAAAUGGAGUGUUGGCGUGGCCGCAGAGGAGCUGGAAAUGGCCGAGGACCGGGGUAUACUCUGUCGCGAAGAGGGCAUUGAGGGCCUGAGGUUUUGGAACAACUUUAUUACCUCUAGUAUUGAGCAACCAGCCGUUACUGACUUGGGCGUUUCGGCUCUGAGUCUUUAG
Molecule: messenger RNA, 1869 nt
Organism: Aspergillus terreus NIH2624
Lineage: Eukaryota; Fungi; Ascomycota; Eurotiomycetes; Eurotiales; Aspergillaceae
Product: ESCRT-II subunit protein VPS36
Exons: 3
Coding region: 1-1869 (622 amino acids)
Biological process (GO): protein transport to vacuole involved in ubiquitin-dependent protein catabolic process via the multivesicular body sorting pathway
Cellular component (GO): late endosome membrane; ESCRT II complex
Molecular function (GO): ubiquitin binding; phosphatidylinositol-3-phosphate binding
Source: RefSeq, a predicted model, not a curated record